Molecule: messenger RNA, 2909 nt
Organism: Epinephelus fuscoguttatus (brown-marbled grouper)
Lineage: Eukaryota; Metazoa; Chordata; Actinopteri; Perciformes; Serranidae
Product: gastrula zinc finger protein XlCGF57.1-like
Exons: 2
Coding region: 67-1401 (444 amino acids)
Biological process (GO): regulation of transcription by RNA polymerase II
Cellular component (GO): transcription regulator complex; PcG protein complex
Molecular function (GO): RNA polymerase II cis-regulatory region sequence-specific DNA binding; DNA-binding transcription factor activity, RNA polymerase II-specific
Source: RefSeq, a predicted model, not a curated record
ACAAGAUGGCGUCUGGUCGAUAGGUGUGUUAGCAGAGUGUCUUUGUUGUGUUUUUAAAGUGUGAACAUGUCUAAAGUCCAAAUGCUGAGAUCGUUGGUGAAGCAGCGACUAACUGCGGCUGCUGAAGAGAUAUUUGGGCUGGUUGAAAGAACGAUAGCAGAGUACGAGGAGGAACUUUGUCGAUCAAAAGAGGAGAACGAGCGACAACGGAAACUACUGGACGCUGUUUUCAACCCUCAGCUUCGGUUACACAGAGCAGACGUCCAGCAGCUGUUGGUGGUUAAAGAAGAGGUUCCUCCUGAGCAGCAGGAGUGGAGCUCCAGUGUGGACCAGGAGGACCCAGAGCCUCCACACAUUAAAGAGGAACAGGAGGACCCAGAGCCUCCACACAUUAAAGAGGAACAGGAGGACCCAGAGCCUCCACACAUUAAAGAGGAACAGGAGGAACUCUGGAUCAGUCAGGAGGGAGAGCAGCUUCAAGGGCUGGAGGAGGAUGAUAUCACCAAGUUCACAUCCACUCCUGUCCCUGUGAAGAGUGAAGAUGAUGAAGAGAAACCUCAGUCCUCACAGCUUCAUCAAAGACACACUGAACAGAUGGAAACAGAAGCAGAGGGAGAGGACUGUGGAGGAGCAGAACCAGCCAGGAACUCAGAUCCAGAUACACAUUUACAACCUGAGACUGAUGACAGUGAUGAUUGGACAGAGACCAGAGAACCUCAGUCAGGUUUAAACUGUCUGAAAAAUGAUCAAGUCCCUGUCAGUGAUUUGAUUGUUUGUGGGAAAAGAUUUAGCUGCUCUGAAUGUGGGAAAGGAUUUAAUUACAGAGGAGAUUUGAAGAUACACAUGAGAUGUCAUACAGGAGAGAAACCAUUUAGCUGUUCUGAGUGUGGGAAAAGAUUUGGUUACAGUGGAGAUUUGAAGAAACACAUGAGAACUCACACAGGAGAGAAACCAUUUAGCUGUUCUGAGUGUGGGAAAAGAUUUGGUUACAGUGGAGAUUUGAAGAAACACAUGAGCACUCACACAGGAGAGAAACUAUUUAGCUGCUCUGAGUGUGGGAAAAGAUUUGGUCACCGUUGGGAUGUGAAGAGUCACAUGAGAACUCAUACAGGAGAGAAAACAUUUAGCUGCUCUGAGUGUGGGAAAAGCUUUGGUCAAAGUGGAGAUCUGAAAAGACACAUGACAACUCAUACAGGAGAGAAACUAUUUAGUUGCUCCGAGUGUGGGAAAGCAUUUGGAAGAAGCGAACAUCUGAAAAGUCACAUGAGAACUCAUACAGGAGAGAAACCAUUCAGCUGCUCUGAGUGUGGGAAAGUAUUUAGUCGAAAUGAUAAACUGACUGUGCACAUGAGAUCUCAUACAGGAGAGAAAUCAUUUAGAUGUGUAAUUGGUGGGGAGUAAUUUAGACAAAGUGGAACUUUAUAUACAAAUAUUAGAACUCAUGAUGGAGGAAAAUUAUUCAGCUGCUCAGUUUGUACAAAAAUCAUUUACAUGGUAGAUAGCUUUAAAAACUCACAUGAUAACUCAUAUAGGAGACUGACCUUUCAGCAUGAAAUCUGAAACAUAAACUGGACAGUUACACAGUUGUAUGAAAAACCUAUUGACUAUAGUGUUUGUCACCAAAGAUUCACUUGGCCAAAACAACACUGAAACCAACGGGGUGUUGUUUGUCAGUCCUCACAGCCUUAUCAAACUCAAACUGAGGAGAGCAGAGAGGCAGAGCCUUCAGCCAGCAGCUCAGCUUCACAGAUGGAAACAGAAGCUGAAGGCUGGGAAAUAUAUUUUAAUAUAUUGUUUUUCAUUCACAUGCAUGCUGCUCAGGGCUUGACAGUGCAAGCGUUUUACUCGCAUUUGUGACUAAAAAUAGGUGUGUGCGAACUGUAAAAAAUAUUUAGGGCCACGUGUGCCGAAGCAGCCUAUAUUUUUGUCAAUAAAAAAAUAUGAUAAUCUAACCGCAAAUGUUGGAGAAACUCCAGCAGCCUCCCCUCUUUCCUCUUCCUCGUGUGACACGGUUAUAGGCGGUUUUCCAAGCCACUGUUGGCACAAUGAAUAUAAGUCCCACUGUCGGCAGCGUGGAAAUAAGUCAAAGUGUGGAGGAAGCGGCGGACCUACGGGGAAGCCUGCUCCGUUCUCCCCGCAGUUAGGGACCGUUCUCCACAGCCAUGCUGUCGGCUGGGUGGAAAUAAUGCCCUUUUCACACAGAGCGCGCGAAACGCACGACUCCGCCGACCAGCCCAUUCAUUGUGUAUGUGCAACCGCAGCGCAAGAGCGCACCGCUCUGCCGGCGAGCUGAGUGGCGCACGAGAGGGCCACGGAGUCUGCGUGCCACCAGCCUGCGCUCAAAUUGAAAUUUUUUAAAUUUCCUGCAGUUAGAGACCGUUCGCCACGGUACCUCUGCUGGGCAGGGUGGAAAUAAAUCCUGCAGAGUUUCAGAGGACCUGGAGAAAGUUUUAGGAUAGUAAUAACAUUAUAUAAGACAAUCAAAUUGCAAAGAUAAUAUAUAUAUAAGACAAUAACUAUAAAGACAAAAUUAAAUUGCAAUACUUUUUCAAAACUUGAUCAUUUUACCUUUCUGUACAUUUUGUAUACAAAUUCAUGAAAUAAUUUUGCUUGUAAAUGUCUAUUUGCAUCACGUUUAUUACAGAAAACACAUUAUUUGACCAAUUUACAUUGUGCCCCCAAAGUUGUUUGUGCGCUCCUUACUUUUUCAACUUAGGAGCACAUGUGCUCCUUGGGGAAAAAAGUUAGCGUCAAGCCCUGCUGCUCGAGGAUUAGGAUUUUUGUGGAGCGAAAUGGUGUUUAUGAUUUAAUGUUAGAAGGAAGAGUAACAAGUGUUUAACCAUUAGUGACAAUAAAAUCUGUGUUAGAUCAAAUAUGUAAUCAAGUAUAUGAUCAAUUGUUUCAUUAAA